Prunus persica (peach) is the source of this 3938-nucleotide messenger RNA. RefSeq lists its product as uncharacterized. The transcript has 4 exons. The coding region runs from base 355 to 3621 and encodes 1088 amino acids. Lineage: Eukaryota; Viridiplantae; Streptophyta; Magnoliopsida; Rosales; Rosaceae. The record is from RefSeq and is a predicted model, not a curated record.
UUCUUAUCUGGGAUCUCUCUCUAAAAAAAUAAACUCUUUCUCUCUCUAAAGCUCUAUGCUUUUCUUUCUUAGAGAGAGAUACACAGAGAGAGAGAGAGAGAGUGGCCCAGCAGAUCGAAAUCUCCUCCUUUUCUUCAACCUGAUGACGAUCUAAGCUUCUUGAGUGGUGUUGCAAAAGCACCCACUUAGUUGUUGCUUGUAUAAUUUUAGAUACACAAUAUAGUUUUUAGCUGCUCUUUUCAUAGUGAGAGCCUGCUCGGACUCUGAAUUUUCAUGAUGUGAAAGCGUCCGCUGAAUGAUUAAAUCUGUAGCGGAUGCUUGAGGAGAGGUGAUAAUAGGAUGUGGGUCUGAGGAAUGGGAACAAAAAUGCAGUGUAAAAGCUACUUGCCAGGGUAUUACUCAGUGAGGGAUCUUAAUGAGGAUCCUAACAAUUGUAGUUGGCCCGUAUAUUAUGGAGAUAAAACAUUGUCAAACAGGCAGUAUUGCAAUGGCUUCUUGCCAAGGGCCACUGCUGAUGCUUAUCCAGGGUAUGAUAAGGAUGUAGUCAAGCAGACAAUGCUUGAGCAUGAGGCCAUAUUCAAGAAUCAGGUGCUUGAACUUCACCGGCUGUACAGAAUUCAAAGGGACUUGAUGGAUGAUAUCAAAAGGAAAGAACUCCAUAGAAACCAGAUACCUAUGGAGACAUCAUUGUCGUCAAGUCCCUUAGUAUCUCAAAUUACAUCGGAAGAUGCUCGUAAAUGGCAUGAUUCCAGCUUUCCUUUGGUAAACAAUGUUUAUGCUGGUCCAUCAAUUCCAGGUGUUGAAGGUAUCCAUUCUCAAUCUAGUGCUGUAAAAGGAAACAUCCCAAAAAAUGGUUUGUUUCCAAGUCAAAAUGGGAUUAUUUCUAAAGAUCUUGAGGUGAUGGAGUCAAGACCCACAAAAGUGAGGAAAAAAAUGUUUGAUCUUCAACUUCCAGCUGAUGUGUACAUCGAUUCCGAAGAAGGGGAGCAGUUCAGUGAUGAGAAAGUUUCUGGCACGCCUAGUUGUCAGCCAAAUAAAGGUUGUAAAACAGCACUUGAGGGUGGUACAAAGCUCUUUUCCAGCAAUGGUGGGAAGACAGAUUGCAAAGGAGAUGCUUUGAGAUCUGAUUCAUGUUUGAGGAGCCCAAAUGGCUUGGCAGACUUGAAUGAGCCUAUUCAAUUUGAAGAAACCAAUGCUUCAGCAUACGAUUAUCAUCUGGCCUUUGACUCUUUUCAUGGAAAGAUUCAACGUCCUGAUCUGGCUGCUAAGUCAAGGUUGCAGCUUCUAGGUUUGCCAAAGGAUAUAUCACUCGAGUCUCGUUAUGUAAGUGAUAAUGUUAUCCAGAACAACUCACAAUUGGAGAACAAGGGAAGUGGAAAAGGGUGGUUUUCCCAUGUUCUUGCAGGGCAAAGUAAAAGCAACCUUGAAACGGUUUCCGAAUGUCUCCAGACAGAAAGGUUGCCUGUAUCAUCCCAGCCAAUGCAAGUUUCUAUUAACAAUGUUCAUGAACCCACUUUCUAUCUGACUGAUAGAAGCAAGGUGGAUUUGUGGAGAGAGAGGACAGUUUGUGGUGUGGAGAAUUCCGAAAGAAGUCGUGAAAUUUCCAAUAGUAAGCAUCCAAGUAUUUUCGUGGCUUCUCAUAUGCCCAGUCCAUAUCCCAUUCUUCCUUCCUCUGAUGGGGCCAAGUCCUGGACACACUCGGUUUCAUCUUGGGAAAACCCAGGCAGUAGCUUAAGCCAGAAGUCAAUAUCAGUUCAAACUCACCCAUGUCUUAACUCAUCUGCUACCUUGAGUAAGAGUUCCCAGUCAUCAGUUCAGAGCAAUGGGAUUUUUGGAGAUAGGCGGUAUCUCAACAACCAUUCUAGUUCUAACCAAGGUUCUGGGAGUGAAGUGCCAUACCAAAAUGGGUUUCACCAUGGUUCCUCUUCAGGAUCUAAGGAGCCAGUUCGCUUCCCUUCUCUCAGCUGUGACUAUCAGAGCAGCAGUAACAAUCAUAAUGGAGGCCCUGAACACUUGAUGAGUCAUGGUUCAACAACGCACCCCAAGGGUUCAAAUUGCUUGGAUGUGAAGUCUGGAAGGGAAGUAAACUUGAAUGUAGUUCUUUCAAACAGCUCAUCUAAUGAAGAAAUACUCCAGCAGGGUCUUAAAAUCAUAGGGGGAGAACAAAAGCAUGUGGACCAUCUUGCAGCUUUUCCCUGGCUAAGAGCUAAGCCUGCUUCUAAGAAUGAGUUUUCCAACGUGGGCAAAGUUUCAAAGACUGGCGAGCGGGGUUUCUUUCAAUCUUCUAUGAAUAAUUCAUCCAAUAAAACUGAAGUUGGAAAGGAUUUGAAUCAAAUUUUUGCUCAGGAUAUAAAAUCUGUUUUGUCUGGAAAUGAUGUUGAGGCCAGAAGGAAUGAACUAGGUGACAUCCCAUGCAAGAGAAAACUUCUUGGAUUUCCUAUUUUUGAGAAGUCUCAUAUUUCUAAGAACGAGUCCUCUUCCCUUACCUCCCCUUCUGUGUCUAUUUCUCAUCAAUCUGAGAGAGGAGGGGAAAAUACCAGGAGAAACAGAGAACUGGAUAUCAACUUGCCUUGUGAUCCUUCAGCACCUGAGUUGGCCAGAAAAAAUGUAGCAGAAAUUGUAGUUGUAGAAGAAGGAAGAGAUACAAAAGUUGCCAGUUUCAGACAUUACAUUGAUUUAAACUCGUGUAUCAGCGACGAUGAAGUAUCUUUGAAACCUUCUGUUCCAAGCACUAGUGUGAAGAUUACAGUAGAGAUAGACUUGGAAGCCCCCAUUGUUCCGGAGACUGAUGAUGAUGUUAUUCCUGGAGAAACAUCUGCUGAAAAGCAGAAAGAAAUCUCUUUAGCAUUGCCACAACACACAGCUGAACCUCCUCAAGAUGAACUUGUGCGAGUAGCAGCAGAGGCAAUAGUUUCCAUCUCAUCAUCUGGUCCUCACAAUCAUAUGAAUGAAUCAUCUUGCGAUCCACCAGAAGCUUCUUCAACUGACCCCCUUGUGUGGUUUGUGGAGAUAGCUUCUAUUUGUGGGAGUGAUCUUGAGAGCAAGUUUGACACUGUUUUGAGAGGAAAAGAUGGUGAAGAUAAGGAGGAAUCUUUAUCAGAAGAGUUCGAUUACUUUGAAUCCAUGACUUUGAAACUGAUAGAGACCAAGGAAGAAGAUUACAUGCCUAAGCCUCUGGUUCCAGAAGACUUAAAGCUGGAAGAAACAGGAAACACAUUACCAGCAAAUCAGCCCAGAAAAGGCCAGUCAAGGAGAGGUAGGCAGCGGAGGGACUUCCAAAGGGAUAUCCUUCCUGGUAUUGUUUCUUUGUCAAGGCAUGAGGUAACAGAAGAUCUUCAGACAUUUGGAGGGUUGAUGCGGGCAACAGGUCAUGCAUGGCAUUCGGGACUGACAAGGAGAAACUCAACAAGAAACGGUUGUGGUAGAGGCAGGCGACGAGCAGUGGUGAGUCCCUCUCCCCCCGUGGCAACUAGCCCAGCUUGCACUCCGCUGGUACAGCAGCUUAAUAAUACCGAAAUGGGACUGGAAGAUAGGAGCCUGACAGGUUGGGGUAAGACUACCAGAAGGCCCCGUAGGCAAAGAUGCCCGGCAGGCAAUCCUCCAUCAGUUCCAUUAACCUAAACAUGGUGAAGAGGCUUUAACUUAUUGAUUGAGUUCUAUAGAGCAAAUUAGGGUGUCGUUUCUAUGGCUUCGGGGGGUUUGAGGUUGCCAUGGGAAUUGAUUGCCCUCUGUACAUUUCUUAGCCCAAAUUCUGGGUUGGCUUGAUUUUCUAUCUUUGGGUGGUGCCAUCUUUGUAUUAUUCAAAAAUAAUGUUGCAUGAUUUAUUCCCGGAUAGAUACCAGUGUUUCUUCUAUUUGCGUAUGCAUUGUCAGUCUUCUGGGAAUUCAGAUGUGAAUUUAUCAUUAUUUCAUAUGUGAAUAUGCUGCUUCUGAAUCUAA